AAUUAAUGGAGGUCGGAACACCUCACAGUCAGAAAUCAAAGAUAAAAUUCUGGCAUACUUUUAAAUCUAACACAUGAUUGCACGCAAUGUCUUCUCAUGAGGUUAAUCCGGCAUGGAGCUAGAACUUCUGGAAGAUAUUCCCAGUUCGAGGUCUGAUCAGUCAAGUUCAGCAGACAGGUCACGUGUGGCCAGAAAAGCAAGAACUAUGCAUCCAACAAGUCGAAUUGCUGAACAGGAACAAGUGAGGUCAACAUCUGUCUCACCAAGACCAAGACCCAGGUCAUCCGAUCAUGCAAGGUCGGUAGUUGGCAAGUCAUCAAAUGGAACUCCUGUGGUCCCUCCAAGGCCCCCAAUAGCUGCACCUCGCAAAAACAUCCCACCAAAAGUUGACACAAAUAUCAAAACUGGUGUCGUUACACCUUCAAAAGAUAGCUCUCCCUGUGAAAUGAAUUUGAUGGCGUUUUCACCAACCGAAAAACAAGCUCCGUCUCAACAUGGCUUAGAUGAUUUUGAUCCUGUGCCAAGGGGGCGUGUCAGCCCAGGUGAGAGUGGGGCUGCAAGUGCAGACUUGUAUGCUGUUAUGAGACGUUCAGCAACAACUGAUUCAGAAUCUGAUUAUGCAUCUAUCACCAGUUUUCAGGAUCCUGUGCAAGGCAUGGCUAAUCAACUUCAAAGAACAACAAUGGCACCCCAAUCCACAGAUUCAGCUAGUUUUCAGAAACAACCAGAUCAUGGAAGUGGGAGUUCUCAUGGAAUAAUGAUCAACCCAGUGUCGGGCAUUGCUUCUUUCAAUAGGGAAAAACCACCUCCUGCAAUACCACCUAGACCCAAGGUUGAUCAAGGCAAAUUUAUCGUACCAACGCGUCCCCAUGGAAACCAACCUGCUCCUGUAAAAUCUCAUACCCUUCCUGUUCAAUCAUACGGUGCUCGACCGAAAACCGGUAGUCUCUCGGCGGAUUUGGAUUCCUCCACCGCGUGGAAACGGUCUGGCAUGGCCACAAGUGCAUCUUCUGACUUUUCUGAUAGACAGCGUCAUGCUUCUGAUGUCGAAGUUGCAACAAGGCCAUCAGAAAAUGAGUUGAUGACAUUCGGUUACAAUCAUGAUCGUAAAAUCAGCACCUCGUAUUUUGAUCCGUUAUUGAAUCCUGUGCUCACGGAAGAUGAGCUGUCACAUUCACUAGAGUUUCAGGGUUUUCGUCGUAAGAAGGCUCCGAAUCCAUUUCCCGAAUUAGGGAGACAUUUGCCACCUGUACAGGGAUUCCAGGCAGGAAGCAGAGAAAUGUCUGGGUAUGAUCCAAACUACGAAGGUCUUCAGCUCUCGGGAGAAUACGCAAUGUACCAGGACGACAGUAGUUUAGAUGGUGCUGAGGAAUUCAAUCUGGAGGAGAUCCAGGACCCAUUUUCUAUUUCGACUUUAACAUUGCUGGCACAGCAGCGGGAUGCGGCACCCCCAUUACCACCUAAGUCCAAAGAGGUCAAGAAGGUGCCAGUCAAGGAUGACGUUGAACCAGAUCCUGCCACACCAUUACCACCAAAGUCUCAGCCAACAGUUACUCCAGAGAAGUCUAUCAUUGGUUGGAAUGAUGUCCACAACAGUCUUGUUCCAACGUUCGUCGCUGAUGAAGAAGCACAAGCAUUUUGUGAUGCCAUGAAUUGUUUAAAGACAACAUAUUCAAUCAAAGAUCAAGAGAAGAAUGCCGGCAUUGUGUUGAGUCCCGUCCUCGAACACGUCGAACAUCCAUCAAUGACCAUUAAACUCACUGUCCAGGCUCGUUUUGCGAAGGACCCGGUCAUUUUCACUUGUGAUAUCAACUCUGAGGUCCACUUUGUGAUCAGUCAUGUCCUGUACAUGAUCUGUGAUGAUACGGCCACAUCUUCUGCUGAUGUUAAACUGGAAAACUACAUACUGAAAGUUUAUGCUCGCCAAGAGUUUCUUCUGAGUGACUCAAUCCUUGGUGACUAUGAGUAUGUGCAGCAUUGUCUAAAGCUUGAUCUGGAGAUCAAGUUCACCUUGCUUGAUACCCAGAAAGUCAAAAGACCAUAUGAACGAAACCCACCAGAUCUCCAUCCAAUGGAAGCGCCCAGAAUGUCAGAGUUGUCUGAAUACAAGAAAUUAGUAAGCAGAGAAAGUCUGAUGAUUCUAAUGGACACCUUCACCAAGGAGAUUGAGAAGCUUCUCAACCAGGCCAUGGAGAGCGAGUUCAAGAAGAUACAAACAAAUGCCCUACUUGGGGCCGUGAAAGCUGUCUGUACCAUCCUGAACACUGUGGAGACCACUGAGAUUACCUUGGCGGUGAAGCGACUGCAGGCCCUUAGUAAGGAGCAGGGUCACGAUGAGCGGCCAUCUUCAACAUAUAAUGAUCUGAUAGCUGCAACGAACAAAUAUGAUGAGCUGAAUGGAGCAGUACAAGAGCUGUGUACGGCCGUAAUCAACCUGAUCCGCACUUAUUGUAACCUGUACAAUACAGACUUCGUCAUCAGAUUCCCGAGUCACACGAGCGGCGAGAAAGAGGACGCGAGUCAACUGUGUGAUAGCGUCAUCAUACAUGUGGCGACAGCCCAUCAUUUUGAUGCCGAGUGGCCUACAAAGAAUAGUCAUAAAAAAGGUGCUAAAACAGGUGGUAAAACAACAAGGUAUGACCACUUCCGUGUUUCAUGUGGACUCUUCUACGGUGGGCGGCCGUUGUGUAAAAACGUCAUGACUUCACAAGCAGUGAUAACGACAGACAGCUUCCAGCCACGCAUUGUCUGGGAUGAGUGGAUCCAGUUUCCAUCGAUGGGAGUUUCCAUGUUGCCGAGGGAAACAAGAUUGGCCUUGACUCUGGUUGGCUUUAGGACGGAGAAGGACGGAUCGAGUAAUGAAGUCCCCAAACAAAUCAAGGUCAAUCUUGGGUGGGCUGUGCUACCCAUGUUUGAUUACAAGGGCCAUCUCACACAGGGUGACCAACUGCUUGCCCUCUGGCCUAACGAAGGUGCCAAUCCUAGUGGCUCCACCCAGUGCAACAUCCUGAAACCAGACGCUGUCCUUCUCCAAGUCAGCCUACCAGACUUUGGCCAUCCGGUGAUAUUUCCGGAUGUAAAACCCACAAAAGCAAGUGAUCUAAGUGAUGAGAAAAAUGCACAAAGCCUGAAAAGACCAUUUGAAGCGUUACACCCGUAUGACCAGGAGCAGCUACUGGAGAUCCUUGGCAAAGAUUGUGUUACAUUUGCCACGCCUGCUGAGAAUGAAGUGCUAUGGGAGAAGCGCUUCUAUCUCCACGAUCGUCCAGAAGCUCUACCAAAGGUCUUGCUAGCCGCACCAAACUGGAAUUGGUCAAGUUUAGUCGAUAUCUAUCGCUUGAUUGAUGAAUGGACACCGAUGAAGCCAACAGAUGCAUUGGAAUUGUUGCUGCCUUUGUAUGCUGAUGAACAUGUGCGGAAUGUUGCCAUCUCGUGGAUCAAAAAAAUGUGCGCUGAUGAAAUCUGUGACUACCUCCCGCAGCUUCUGCAAGCUUUGAAAUAUGAGCUGUACCACCAGAGUCCAUUAUCGCAGUUCUUGCUCGAAAUGGCCAUGACCAAUGUUAGGAUUGCACAUCAGCUUUACUGGUUAUUCAAGGAAGCGAGCUUGGAUGUUCGAUGCUGUUGGCGUUUCCACUUGAUGAAGACCGCCCUUAUGUCGAUGGUUGGCAAUGGCUUCAAGGAGGAGAUAGAAAGAGAGGAACAUCUGACGAAGGGUCUGACUACAGCUGCUAUUUGUGUCAAGGCUGCGAAGGAUGCAAAGGAUAGAGAUAUGACAUUGUUAAGAGAACUCGGCCUACUUUUUGAAGAAUUUGAAGACCAAAGUAUCGGCCUCCCUCUCGACCCUUCCCUGGUCAUCACUGGCAUCGAACUCAAAUCAUGCUCCUAUUUCACGUCAAACGCAUUCCCGCUCAAGCUGGUUUUCAAACACGACGAACCUCGUGCUGACCCACAUUGUGUGAUGUUCAAGGUCGGCGAUGACCUUCGUCAGGACAUGUUGACGAUGCAGCUCAUUAACAUAAUGGAUAAAAUGUGGUUGAAAUCGGGACUGGAUCUCAAGAUCAUUACGUUCAGGUGUUUGUCGACUGGUGAGAGAAAAGGGCUUGUCGAACUGGUGUCCGAGUCUCAGACUCUCAGACAGAUUCAAGACCCCUAUGGUGUGACGGGAUCAUUCAAAGACCGACCUCUUGCUGAGUGGUUAAAGAAGUACAACCCAACAGAGCUUGAUUAUAGGAAGGCCGUGGUAAAUUUCACGCGGUCAUGCGCUGGUUACUGUGUGGCAACGUAUAUCCUUGGUAUCUGUGACCGUCAUAACGACAACAUCAUGCUGAAGCAGACUGGCCACAUGUUCCAUAUCGACUUUGGAAAGUUCUUAGGUGAUGCACAGAGAUUUGGCAACAUCAAACGGGACCGAGUACCAUUUGUUUUCACAUCGGACAUGGCAUACGUCAUCAAUGGAGGUGACAAGGUGACGGACAACUUCCAGGAGUUUGUAGACCUUUGUUGUGAAGCAUUUAACGUUUUACGGAAGAAUGGCGCAUUCCUGAUCACGCUGCUUCGACUGAUGUCUGCCUCAGGUAUUCCUGGAAUCAACCACAAUGCUGCCAUGUACGUCCAGAGAGUAUUACUGCCCGACUGCUCGGACACUGAAGCUAUUGCUGCAUUUACGAGAAUGAUCCAAGGCAGCCUGAAGUCAGUGUCAACACAGUUUAACUUCUUCCUGCACGCGAUGGCUCAGAAGCGAUUCUCUGGGCACCGGGAGGGCAUGCUGCUGUCGUUCAUACCAAAGACAUACAGUGUAACAACUGAUGGUCGCAUCACCAAUGUUGUCAUAGAAGGAUACCAGAAGAGAUACAGCCCAGAAAAGUUUUAUAUUUACAUCAUCCGAGUCGAUCGGGAAGAUGAGAAAGUGCCAAACUUCAUUAUGCGGAAGUACCCAGAAUUCCUGGAGUUCCACAAACGGUUGGUGGAGAUGUUCCCAAUGGUCAAGCUGCCUUCGCUGCCUGGAAAGGGUAGAAGAAGUAGUCGAAGGAUAAUGAUUGGUCGAAGUAAUGUCAAAGCCGUGGCUGACAAACGCAAGUCUGAACUUGAGAUAUUUCUCAGGGAGUUGCUAGCACUUGCUCCUGAAAUCUCAGAGUGCGAUCUAAUCUACACAUUCUUCCACCCGAUGCUCAGAGAUGAACAAGAGGUCAACAAGAGUCAGGGCAAAGUCCGAGUAAUAGUUUACAAUGCAAAGAUGCUGGGUAAACCUGACCCGUCGCCCACGAGAAUCUUGCGACGGCCCCACGCCAUACAGGGACAACUCAAGCUCAGUUUGGUCCACAAAGAAGGCGGCCUCCACGUCAUGAUCAUGCAUGCUAAGGACCUGGCUUCUGAAGAAAGUGAACUGCCUGACCCAUAUGUCAAGAUGUAUCUACUGCCUGAUAGUGCCAAACAGACCAAGCGCAAAACUGAGAUUGCUCGCAGGUCAAAUCAUCCAACAUUCAAUGAAAUGUUUGUGUAUCGGGUACCGUUGGAUAUCAUAAAGCGGAAGCAUCUACAACUGACAGUGUGGAACUACGACAUGCUGAAGGAAAAUGAGUUCAUGGGCGCGUUGUAUCUCGACCUGAGCACGAUCGACCUUGGCAAAGAAACAGUUGCAUGGCACAAGUUAGGCCUUUAUCAGAUGCCUUGAGUCAAUGAAUUGAACAAACACAUGCCGAUCACCCUUGCUUUGAUUGCUGAGGGUCCAAGACUUUAAAAGAUUAUCAUGGCAUAGUGUCAUGCUAAUGCUGCUUCAAAGAGGAGACAUCCGCUGAGUGAGAUUAGUUCUAUGGAACAAGCAAAAGCUAUACUGAUAUGCACUGAAUAUAUGUCAAGGAGUAUCAUGUCACAAAUUAUUUUGUGCAGCACAAUGGUAUGUUUUAAUGCUUUAAAUUUUACUUGUAUUUGUAGAAAUUUAGGUAUGCACCACUCUACAAAAAUGUACAUACAGCGAGCAUUAUAUUGCCUUUGUGGGACCAGGAUUUCCAGAAUUUUAUUUUUUCUAUAUGAAUGCUUGCACAGCCAUUCUGCUUUUGAGUUUCAAGACGAGAUGGGAUACUUUUGAACAAUUUUCAUUGCUUUACUUUUUAAAAUUUGAACAGUGAUAAAGUUAAAAAACUAUCUUCCAUGGUAUCAAGAUAUAUUUUGGAUAUAAUGUGUAUGUAAUUGCUCUGACUAUCAUGCUGUAAGUUUAUAAUAGUGUAGGCCCACAUCUGCUAUAAUAGCAUAAUAUCAUAUUUAUACACAGGUAGAUUUUGUGUGCCGUUGUAUAAAAGAAAGUAGGUUUUGACUCAAUGUACUUUGGCAUCAAAACCCUUCAGCCUCUAAGAUAUCUUCCUGAUAAAAAAUCAUGUACAGUCUAGCUCAUAUUAAUAUCAACCUACAACUUAUGAUAUCUUCUUAAGUAACUGUUUUCAAUGCGGUUUGCACAAGGAUGUCGUAAAUGUUGUUGUCUGUAUGAUCAUGAUGAUUACAAUGAAGUGCAUUAUUGUCUUCAUUAUGAAAUCAUCAAUUUACAAAAGGUAAAAAAUAAAUAAAUUAUUAAAGUAUUUUGGGAGAUAUCACAAGUCAUAGGUGUUGAUAUUAUUAUGAGCUAGACUGUACAUAGUCAAUAUUUAUAUGGUAUGAUAUGUUUUGUCAACUUGUGAGAGUUUGGAUUUGGACUAUUCUGGACUGAUCAUACCAAAUGCUUAGAAGAUAACAAAUUGGAAGUCACAGCAAUUUGAAGAGCUUGUUUGUGCGGCACUGAAGAGUCUUGAUAAUGUGUGAGAAAAAUGAGAUACCUAGACCAUAAAUAGCUGUGAUUUUUUCUUAUAUUUCUGAGUUAUUACUAAAGGUGCUUCUGUUAAUAUGAAAUCUGUCAAUAAGUUAGUGAUUAUGUUGCAUUGCAUGUGAUAGAUGAUUCUUCUUCAUUUAUGUGUACCGGUACUGUAAACCCCCCUUUAGUUUUGUGGCCAUAGAUGUUUGCAAAAAAACAUCCUUUUGCUAGAUUUUGCUUCCAUUAAUUUCUUCCACUGAUUUUCCAAUGAUUAAAACAAUAAGUUAAACAUAUUAGGUCGCUUGAGAAAAGGGGUUUACACUCCUACAAUAUCGGAGUAAGUUUGUCAGGCCCAAGGCCUUAAAAUAGCUGUAGUUCUGGUAGAUGCUCUGUGAGUUAAAA
Lineus longissimus is the source of this 7180-nucleotide messenger RNA. RefSeq names its product phosphatidylinositol 4-phosphate 3-kinase C2 domain-containing subunit alpha-like. The record is from RefSeq and is a predicted model, not a curated record. The transcript has 31 exons. The coding region runs from base 113 to 5671 and encodes 1852 amino acids. Gene Ontology annotation, molecular function: 1-phosphatidylinositol-3-kinase activity; phosphatidylinositol binding; 1-phosphatidylinositol-4-phosphate 3-kinase activity. NCBI's taxonomy places the organism in Eukaryota, Metazoa, Nemertea, Pilidiophora, Heteronemertea, Lineidae. Gene Ontology annotation, cellular component: phosphatidylinositol 3-kinase complex; plasma membrane; cytoplasm. Gene Ontology annotation, biological process: phosphatidylinositol-3-phosphate biosynthetic process; cell migration; phosphatidylinositol-mediated signaling.